AAAGUGAUUGUUGGUGAAGAGGAGCAGCAGGAGUAUAGCUCCAAUGUGGACCAGGAGGAGCCAAAGCCCCCCCCACACAUUAAAGAGGAACUGUGGAGCAGUCAGGAGGGAGAGCAGCUUCAAGGGCUGGAGGAGGCUGAUAUCACCAAGUUCUCAUUCACUCCUGUCCCUGUGAAGAGUGAAGAUGAUGAAGAGGAAGCUCAGUCCUCACAGCUUCAUCAGAGACAAACUCAACACAUGAAAACAGAAGCUGGUGGAGAGGCCUGUGGAGGACCAGAACCAGCCAGGAACUCACAUCCACUUUUACAACCAGAGACUGAAGACCAGACUGGAGAGUCUUCGGAGACGGAUGUCAGUGAUGAUUGGGAGGAAAGCAGGGGCCGUCUGUCAGGUUUAAACUCUCUGAGAGAUAAUGUAAGUCAGGCUGACAAAGAGUUGCUCAUCUGCUCUGAGUGUGGGAAGACAUUCGGCCACAAGACAAAUCUUAAGAGACACAUGCGGUGCCACACUGGAGAGAAGCCGUUCGGCUGCUCGUUUUGCAGUAAGAGCUUCAAUCGGAGGGAACACUUGGUGGCUCAUGUGAGGUGUCACUCGGGAGAGAAGCCGUUCAGCUGUUCAGUCUGCGACGCCAGUUUCAGUCACGGCUGGAGUCUGGAGAAGCACAUGAGAGUCCACACUGGCGAGAAGCCAUUCUGCUGCUCUCUCUGCAGCAGAAGCUUCCGGCAGCGCUCGGAUUUGGUCGCACACUUCCGCAUUCACACGGGAGAAAAGCCUUUCUGCUGCUCGGUGUGCGACGCCAGUUUCACCCAGCGGCACACUCUGGUUCAACACACCAGAACUCACACGGGUGCCAAACCGUUCCCCUGCUCGGUGUGUGGGAGGAGUUUCUCCCGGAAGGGACACAUGACGCGGCAUAUGGCGGCGCACAGCAGGGAGAAAGCAUUCAGCUGUGGCGUCUGCGGCCAAAGCUUCAUGUGGCAGUCGCAGUUUAAAAGACACGAGUGUGCCGGGGAGAGCAGCCGAGAGGCGACACAGAGGUAACGCAACCGUGGACGCGUUUUCUCACAGCGUUGGAGGCUAUGAAUGUAUG
This is a messenger RNA of Etheostoma spectabile (orangethroat darter), 1090 nucleotides long. Its product is annotated as gastrula zinc finger protein XlCGF71.1-like. The record is from RefSeq and is a predicted model, not a curated record. The transcript has 3 exons. Gene Ontology annotation, biological process: regulation of transcription by RNA polymerase II. NCBI's taxonomy places the organism in Eukaryota, Metazoa, Chordata, Actinopteri, Perciformes, Percidae. Gene Ontology annotation, molecular function: RNA polymerase II cis-regulatory region sequence-specific DNA binding; DNA-binding transcription factor activity. Bases 238 to 1041 code for a protein of 267 amino acids.